Solanum tuberosum (potato) is the source of this 1822-nucleotide messenger RNA. Its product is annotated as WD repeat-containing protein 74. Lineage: Eukaryota; Viridiplantae; Streptophyta; Magnoliopsida; Solanales; Solanaceae. Bases 159 to 1409 code for a protein of 416 amino acids. The record is from RefSeq and is a predicted model, not a curated record. Gene Ontology annotation, cellular component: nucleolus; preribosome, large subunit precursor. Gene Ontology annotation, biological process: ribosomal large subunit biogenesis. Gene Ontology annotation, molecular function: protein binding. The transcript is spliced from 12 exons.
AAACAAUAGUAUAGCAGCUCCUUCUCCUUCUUUGCGCCGUUAAACUCUUCUUCUGCAACUUUUGCUUUAAAAACUUUGGAAUUUCUCUGCAAAAUCCAUUUUUGUGUCUCUACUUAUCUCUUCAUAGCAUUGAAAUUUGUGGGUUUUUAUUCAAAAAUAUGCCUCGUACUACUACUGUGGAGAGCUCUGGUUGCCCUCCUCUUAGAGCUUUGACGUUUGACAUUCUUGGACUUAUUAAAGUUGUUGAAGCUAAGGGUGAACAGAAGGAAGCUCCAAAGGUGGUGGAGAAAUGGGGGGAACCUGAUGCUUCAAGGUGUGUGCUUGCGGCGUCACUUGUUGACCGGGAAUUUGACCCUCUACUAGGUGUAGCAAGGAAAAGCGGCAAGAUUGAGGUUCUUAGUCCUGUCAAUGGAGAUGUUCGUGCAUCCAUUUCAAUUGAAAGUCAAAAUCAUCCAGGAUCGGCUGAUAAUUCUAUUGUUGGUUUGCAUUUAUUCAAAGGAAAAAGAUUGGGCUCAUCAUCAAGGUCAUGCAACCUGCUUACAUGCACAAGCAAAGGACAAGCAAACAUGACAUAUGUUAAAAUGUCCAAAUCACUUGAAGAUUCUGGUGGUGAAAGUACUCAAACAACAUGGAAUGUUUGUGGUUCAGGCAGUAUUUUGUGCUCUAAGGUAGAUGCCGAUGAAAGCUAUGCAUUGUUUGGUGGGAAGGGUGUUGAGGUUAAUAUCUGGGAUCUGAAUCAGUGUGCUAAAGUUUGGUCUGCAAAAUCUCCAGCGAAAAACAGCCUCGGCAUAUUCACCCCAACUUGGUUUACAUCUGCAACUUUCUUAUGCAAAGAUGAUCACCGUAAAUUUGUUGCAGGCACUAAUAGUCACCAGGUGCGUCUUUAUGAUAUUUCUGCUCAGAGAAGGCCUGUUGUUUCAUUUGAUUUUCGUGAGACCCCUAUUAAAGCUGUGGCUGAGGAUGCAGAUGGACAUACGAUAUACAUAGGAAAUGGGUCUGGCGAUCUUGCUUCUUUUGACAUCCGUACAGGGCAACUUUUGGGAUCCUUCUUGGGGAAAUGUUCAGGAAGUAUAAGAUCCAUAGUUAAGCAUCCAGAGCUUCCAGUUAUAGCCUCAUGUGGAUUGGACAGCUAUUUACGCAUUUGGGAUGUCAAGUCACGACAACUUCUGUCUGCGGUUUUCUUGAAGCAGCAUCUCAACAGUGUUGUAUUCGAUUCAAAAUUCUCUACAAGAGAAGCUCAGGUACCUCCUCAGCAACAAGAUACAGAUGAAACAUUACAGACGGAAGAAGAGGAAGAGGAAGAGAAGGUUAAACGCAAGAAGGCAUCAAAAGAACACAGCGGAAGCAAGAAACUGAAGACCAAGAAAAAAAGUAAAAGGUCGAAAGGAGACAGUAACGACAUUGCCUAAUCGUUUUGCUUUCCAGAAUCCCUUAUUAUCGAUCACAUCUCUAAUGCACGAGUUCAGCUAAGAGGAAUACCACAACAUACACUAGAACAUGGUAAGAUGCUUAGUGUGAAUUCAUGACAUGGCUGCAUUCGUCCAAGUUAGAAGAACUCGGGAACACGAGUUGAGUUCUUUGUUAAAUAUAAGCUUAGCUAGUUGAAGGCAUACAACAACAAUUAUGACUCGAUCCCAAACAGGUUGGGGUCGGCUUUCUGAAUCCUCACUGUCCAUGUGCUCCAAUUAGCUUAGGUCACAUUUCAAUAUUGUGAAGAACUGAAAUACAGAUAGCCUUUAAUGCUUGCAUAUGUUUUAACAGUUUUGAAGUUUGUUUAAGGAAAAAUUACAUUAGUUCAAAAGUAGUGAUGUUGUUUUUCUCA